AAUCGAAGUGUUUUUGUCAUUUUUGUUUUGUUAGUCAUUCAUUCCAAGACCACAACGUCAAAAACUGACAAUAACGUAAUCAUUCGUUCUUCAGUUUGUCAUCAAGUUUACUCGCAGAGUUCCGCAGAAAAAAAUCUAAAAAUGGCCACUGAAGUGGAGGAUACAAUCAAGAGAAUUCAAGCCCAUAAAGGUGUUAUGGGUGUCAUCAUUGUGAAUCACGAAGGUAUACCCAUUAAAAGCUCGCUGGAUAAUGCAACCUCUGUGCUAUACUCCGGUCUGAUUGGUCAGCUCACUGAAAAAGCUAAGAAUGUUGUCCGCGAAAUGGACACUACAAAUGAGCUGACAUUCUUACGUGUGAGGAGUAGGAGACAUGAGAUACUGAUCGCACCUGAUCGUGAAUUCAUACUCAUUGUCAUACAGAACACGUCUGAUUAGCUUCACAGUACACCAUAUUGAAAAAGAGGCCUUUAAACAACAAGGAAAAAUAUGGUUUAUUUUACUAUAAAACUCAGAUAAAAAUACUUCAAAGUUAAAAAAUUAACACCCUAAAAUUUUGGUACACUAAUGCCCAUUUUCACCAACAAAUACCUAAAUUUAGGGAUCCCCUAAGAGCAUUUGGGGAACACUUAAUACGAAUUUCGUUUUCCCAAAAGCUUAAGUGUCCCUUAUAACCUUCUAUUAUUGGGGGAGCCCUUAUUCUAAAUGACACUUAGGGAUAUGUUAAGAUAUUGUUGGUGAAAAUGAGCAUUAAUUUUUAUUUAAGAAUUUGGCCUCAUGCACUUGUAGACUCAUUUCUUGUAACUGUUUAAGCUAUGAAGAAUAAGGGACAUCUUAUUACAUAUAUAUUUGCACUGUGGUAUGUUAAAAGUGUAAUUUUUGCAUGUGUAUUGUGUUAACUUCUCAAAUACUACAAAAAGGAGGGACCUUAAAGUUUGGUAUUGGUUUUAACCGACUUCCCAAAGGAGGUUUUGCAAUUCAUCUUCUUUUUUUUAAAGUGAUAAUGACAAGUCUAAAGAAUUAUUUCAAUCAUACUUAAUCUUAACAGUUGCUUCGUAUGUAUAAGUUAUUAAUUGUCGACUUAAGUUGUAAUUUUUUAUUAGUGUAGGGAUAACAUAACUUUAUUUAAGAAUACGUUUUUCCAUGAAAAUUGAUUAUUUAUGUAUCUAAAAGUCAAAAAUCAUAUUAUGUACUUCUUUGAAGUUUAUCUAUGAUUUUUGACUGAGAUUUUUUUAUGUAAGAACACUAAUAAAUAUUUAUACACA
Molecule: messenger RNA, 1262 nt
Organism: Helicoverpa zea (corn earworm)
Lineage: Eukaryota; Metazoa; Arthropoda; Insecta; Lepidoptera; Noctuidae
Product: dynein light chain roadblock-type 2-like
Exons: 4
Coding region: 142-435 (97 amino acids)
Biological process (GO): microtubule-based movement
Cellular component (GO): cytoplasm; centrosome; cytoplasmic dynein complex
Molecular function (GO): dynein intermediate chain binding
Source: RefSeq, a predicted model, not a curated record